Messenger RNA from Colossoma macropomum (tambaqui), 1758 nucleotides. Its product is annotated as glycoprotein endo-alpha-1,2-mannosidase-like protein. The transcript is spliced from 4 exons. Gene Ontology annotation, molecular function: alpha-mannosidase activity. The coding region runs from base 157 to 1479 and encodes 440 amino acids. The record is from RefSeq and is a predicted model, not a curated record. Gene Ontology annotation, cellular component: Golgi apparatus. Lineage: Eukaryota; Metazoa; Chordata; Actinopteri; Characiformes; Serrasalmidae.
GUCUGGGAGAACAAGUUUGAGUACUUUGUGAGGUUGAUGUGGGCGUCUGUGUGAGGCACAUAGCUGCACAGUUAUUCUAGAUGAUCUUGUAAGCUGCACAUUCUGGUUGGCCCUUCCUUUUCUCACAACUCGUGGCAAGAAAGGACUUUUUAGGCAAUGGCUCGACUGCGCAGGAGAGCUUGUGUGGCCCUUUUUCUCUUCACGCUCUUCGUGCUCGCCACUCUGAUGGGUUUAAGGACUCUGAAGCCCACUGAUGGGUUCUCGGCUCUGGCUCCAGGCGCAGACGUGCUGCCAGUGAUCGGGGAGAAAGUUGACCGGCGCUCCGUGUCCAGCGACGUCCAGCCCUCACCUGCCCAGGCACGGAACCCCAAACUAGUAGCCUCGAACUCUAGUCCGGACAAAGGCAUGUCCUACGACGUCCAUAUAUUUUACUACAUGUGGUACGGGAACCCGCAGAUGGACGAGAGAUAUUUGCACUGGGACCACAUUCUGGUGCCACACUGGGACCCCAAAAUCGCCGCCAGUUAUCCGAGAGGAAGGCACGUGCCCCCGGAGGACAUCGCGUCCAGUUUCUAUCCUGAACUGGGGCCGUACAGCUCGAGGGACCCCGAGGUGCUGGAGUCACACAUGGAACAAAUUGGAGCAGCGGGUGCAGGUGUGCUGGUGCUGUCGUGGUAUCCUCCGGGCUUGGCUGAUGACCAUGGAGAGCCCACUGAAGACCUGGUACCAUCAAUCCUGGACGCAGCUGUCCGGCACGGUUUAAAGGUGGCGUUCCAUAUCCAGCCCUACAAAGGAAGAACUGAUCAUAGUGUUCAUGAAAACAUCAAAUACAUCAUUGACAGGUAUGGCGAUCAUGGGGCUUUUUACCGCUUCACCACCAGUAAUGGAAAAGCACUGCCUCUUUUCUACAUCUACGACUCAUACCUGACACCUCCAGAGGCCUGGGCAGAGAUGCUGACCUCCACGGGCUCGCACAGUGUGCGUGGGACCCCUUACGAUGGGGUCUUCAUUGCCCUCAUCGUUGAAGAGCGGCACAAAAAUGACAUCCUUGCAGGGGGUUUUGAUGGGAUGUAUACUUACUUCGCGUCCAAUGGCUUCUCCUACGGCUCCUCGCAUCAAAACUGGAAGGGCAUCAAGACCUUUUGUGAUGGCAACAAUCUGUUGUUUGUGCCUAGCGUGGGGCCCGGUUACAUCGACACCAGCAUCCGGCCCUGGAACAACCACAACACUCGCAACAGGGUGAACGGUCGAUAUUAUGAAACCGCCCUACAGGCGGCACUGAACGUGCGGCCUGAGAUCGUCACCGUAACCUCUUUCAAUGAGUGGCAUGAGGGCACGCAGAUUGAGAGAGCAGUUCCUAAAAAGACUGUCACGCGUUUGUACUUGGACUACCAGCCGCAUGAACCUGAUCUCUAUUUAGAGCUGACUAGAAGAUGGGUUGAACAGUUCAGUAGAGAGAAAGAACAAUGGCUUAUGUAAAGUGUGCAUUCAUUUGAAGUUCACAGAACUGUGGGGUGUGUGCUUUUGUUUGUGUGAGAGAUUAGGUUAUUAAAUGAGCAGUCUGACUUUAAAGUCAAGGACAUUUUAAAUGGAACAUGUGCUACAACAGAUGUCUCAAAAAAUUCUAUUGAGUGACCAGACCUCCUUCUCCUCAUCUUUUGAAAUAAUCACAGAAGUUACCUAAGAUGCAUGGACUCACUUCAGUACAGUAAGGGAAAACACAAACAACCCCUAUUUACGGUGUCUAGCAGUAUAGUG